CAAUACAAUCAUAACAUUAAUUGCACAAAUUGUACUGCCAGAUGAUGAAAUGAUAUUACUCUGAACGUUGGAUUUAAUUGGAUAUAUACAUACACCGUAAAGUGUUUUUACACUGAAAUAUUCAGUACUCAUUACUCGAACAAUGUGUUUUCAUUGAACACAUGUGCAACCCUUAUUCAUUCCCUCUUCUACCAUUUUUUUAUCCUGUUCGAGAGAUAAGCAAUUGUGAGAAUGGAUAACAAAGAUUUUUAUCAUCGCCUCCCGAAAGUGGAACUGCAUGCUCAUAUUAAUGGCUCAAUCAGUGAGGAGACAAUAAAAAAAUUAUUGAAGAGAAAAGGGCGAGAGGAAGAGAUAUCAAAUGUACGAUUUGACAAGAAACAGACAGAACCUCUGGAAGAUUCUUUCAAAAGAUUGAAGUUGAUGCAAACAUUAUCUGAUUGUGCAGAAGACAUAUAUAUUAUAACAUGUGAUGUGAUUCAAGAAUUUGCUGCAGACAAUGUAAAAUAUCUUGAAUUGAGGAGUACUCCAAGGGAGAUCACUGCUACAGGCCUGUCUCGUGAGCUGUAUGUGGAGGCAGUGUUGAAAGCCAUUAAGGACACAUCUUAUCUUGAUAUUAUUGUCCGUUUCCUCCUCUCAAUUGACCGGCGACUGGGAGUGGAUAUUGCACUAACAACUAUGAAGCUAGCAGAACGUUAUCGAGACAUCAGUAAUGGAGUGGUGAUAGGAAUAGAUUUCAGUGGAGAUCCAAAGGUUGGUGAUGCAAGGGACUAUUUGCCUGUAUUCAAUGAGGCCCACAAUAGGGGACUGAAGCUUUCCUUACAUUUGGCAGAGGUGCCUGCUCCUGAGGAAACAAAACACAUACUGCAGGAUUUGGGUGCAAGGACAGGACGGAUUGGUCACGGUACAUGUCUACAACCAGAAUGUGGUGGGAAUGAGACACUUGUUAAUAUGGUGCUACAGUACAGAAUACCACUAGAACUGUGUUUAACCUCCAAUGUAAAAGGUCAGACAGUUCCAAACUAUGAUCAACAUCAGUUCCAGUUCUGGUACAACAAAAACCAUCCUUGCAUUAUUGGUACAGACGACAAAGGCAUGUUUGAUACCACGUUGUCAGAGGAGUAUGCUAUAGCGGCCCGUACAUUUAAACUGGACAGACAGUCGGUAUGGACGCUGUCUCUUGCUAGCAUAGACGCCAUUUUUGCUGAUGACGUCGUGAAACAAACGCUUAGAAAUAAGUGGCAUGAACUGAAACCAACAUUAAAUAUAACUUAGAUUACAGUACCUGUGGUUUUUGUACUAAUGCGAUGAUUUUAGGUGUUUCUGGGUGUAGAAAGGCACCCUUCUCAGAGACUGACAACAGAAGACGUGUUUUUCCCAGAGACACUGACAACAAACAAGGCUGUCACACAACAAACAUGACAGCACUUUCCUUACCAUUGAAAACAAUUGAGCAUCGAUGUCGCAGUGUUGGACAUCAAUAAACCUAUUGUACAACGACCAGGAGUGGAUAAAAGGGGGACACGGAUGCGAUGAACACUUAUUGUUAUAAUUGGCCAAUAACAGUUUUAAAAUAAGACGUUGAUAUUCAUUAAUGAAUGUUUUUGUGUUUGGUAUUUUACAAUUAUUGGUAAUGAACAAAAAUGAUGUGAUUACUAAUCCAUAUAUUUACAUUUUACAUUCAGGUAGUUUUUCCCAAUCUUAUUUCUUAAAAUAAAAUGAAAAAAAUAUAUAGCGCGUAUACUGUACACCCGUAUUAGGAUAGCGGUCAGUUGAUGGAACAUCUACUUUUCACGAGAACACCCGACUGUUAUGGGCAACUGAAAUACGAAAAGUAAACAAAUCAUAUGUACUUUCACAGGUGGACAUGUCUUUUGAUUUAUACAUAAUUUCUUAACAGGAGAAAUACUGAUGUGAUACUUGUUAAUUACAUGUAGUGCAAUGGUUGGUUGGAUAUUAAGUCUCUUGACUGAUACGAAGCUAUGUUCGAUCUAUGGAAAAGUAACAUAAAAGUUUAACUUGAUGAAAAAACGUAUAGCAGAUGAAAUUAAUGAUAAUAC
This is a messenger RNA of Ylistrum balloti, 2057 nucleotides long. RefSeq names its product adenosine deaminase-like protein. The record is from RefSeq and is a predicted model, not a curated record. Gene Ontology annotation, molecular function: adenosine deaminase activity. Bases 232 to 1272 code for a protein of 346 amino acids. The transcript has 9 exons. Lineage: Eukaryota; Metazoa; Mollusca; Bivalvia; Pectinida; Pectinidae. Gene Ontology annotation, biological process: adenosine catabolic process; inosine biosynthetic process.